This is a messenger RNA of Penicillium manginii, 585 nucleotides long. RefSeq lists its product as uncharacterized. Lineage: Eukaryota; Fungi; Ascomycota; Eurotiomycetes; Eurotiales; Aspergillaceae. Bases 1 to 585 code for a protein of 194 amino acids. The transcript has a single exon. The record is from RefSeq and is a predicted model, not a curated record.
AUGAAGUUCUCUCUUCCCCUCAUCGUCGCCACUUUGGCCUCCAUCUCCGCUGCGGCCGGGACUCCUGCUCCCUCGGGUAUUCCCUCUAUCCCUCAAGCCUGCCAGGAGAUCCCUCAGGCAAUCGGCCUGAAGCCCAUCCGGCUCCUGAAGCAAUUCCACGAGGAAGUUUGCGAGAAGGGCAAGUGCAGCGCCACUAUCAACGAACACAACGAAUAUCUCGUCAACAACGUCUUCCCCAAGAUCAUAUCUGAUCUAGACGAGAAGCUGGAGAUCUCCGCUAGCAACAAGCAGCUUUUCAGCCAAAUUCGCACCCAGGCUGCCGCUGCAGUCAAGAAAAGCUGCAACCCCCAAGGCGAGAAGGCUCUGUGCGAUGACCCUCAGGGUCUCUUCGAGUGGGGCUCUUGCGCUCUCAAGGCUUCUACCCCGGUCUACCAGAAGCACAUGAAAGAGCUGGCUAGCGCCUCUCAGCUUUCCGAGGCUCAGUGUCAGAAGCUCAAGGCCUUGGAAACUGACGAGUCUGUCUGGAACAAGACUAUUCCUGGAUACAUUGAGACUUUCGCUCAGAAGUGCGAAACCAAGAACUAG